AGCUCCCCUGCCCUGCGGGGCAGGCGUUUCGGUCGCCUGCUUGCGGCCGGGGAGCCCAGCGGCGCUUCCAGCCGCUCUCUUUGACUCGCCGGCCGGAUCACCCUUCUGGCCCCGCCGAGCAGGCGCGGGGGAGCGGCCCCGACUGCGGGGUCAUGGCAGUAGCCUCCUCGUUCUUCGCCGCCGCUGGCCCCGCCGAGUCGCCGGCUUCUGCGCGAGGGACGCCCACCGCCUCCGCAGGCUAAGAGCCGCUGCCGCCUCCGAGCUGUGAGGGCUACUAUGCUCCCCCUUUGCCUCCGCCUCCCCCUCCCACCCGCGCAGGCCCCUCUCUGGCUGCUAAGUCCCGCCUCAGGUAACGCCAGGAGAGCGCGUGGGGCACGAGCCCGGGGCACCCCGGCCCGCGCGGGCGGCUGCUACCCGUCUACGUCCCGGAGCACUGGCGCUCACAUCUUCCGCACUGGCAGGACUCCUCCUCUUGCCGGAGGUCCUCCUCUCCGUGCUGGGGACCCUCUUCGACCCCUUUCCCUUCUCUUCACUUCCUCCCGGGCCCCAGGACAGCCCCUCCCCUCCCCCCGGAGGCCCGGAGCCCGUGAGACGUUCCUUCGUAGGAGGGACCCGGUCCCGGACUCCUCUCGGGCACUUUCUGUCCUGCGGAGACUCGGGAGUCUUUCCCUCCUGUUUCCGAGACCUCUGGCUCCACCCGGAGAGCUUCUCUCGGCCGUCUCGGAGCUCCGGACUCCCUCACUCUUCUCAAACACACUCUUCCCUCGAAAACAUCCACUUCUCCUCUCGAGAGAUACUCCCCCGGGCAGACACUCCUGGCUCUUUCGUUCCACUUCCCCCCGGUUACCCCUCUUUUCCGCGUCUCUCCUCUUCCCUCCUCUGCCCGUCCCCCUCGCUUUAAACACUCUGGACGAAGCCAGUAUUCAGAGGUAGCUGGCAUGAAGCCGGGUUUGCCGAAUGUAGAAACCGUUCAGCUUUUCCCUCUGAAAAAGCCUUGCCACAUGAGUUGGACUUCAUUCUGUAGGGUCAAGCCAGAAGAGAAGUAAAACUCAACAAAAUUUUAUUAUGUGUGGAAGUCGUUCUUAAAAGAAGGAAAAAAGUGAUUAUUAAGACCAUGGAUCGGAGCAAACGGAAUUCAAUUGCAGGAUUUCCGCCACGAGUGGAGCGUCUCGAAGAUUUUGAAGGAGGAGGCGGCGGAGGGGACGGGAGCCUGUCCCACGUGGGAAGAGUUUGGCCCUCUUCAUAUCGAGCUCUUAUAAGUGCCUUUUCCAGACUCACACGUUUAGAUGACUUCACCUGUGAAAAAAUAGGCUCUGGCUUUUUCUCUGAAGUGUUCAAGGUGCGCCACCGAGCUUCUGGCCAGGUGAUGGCUCUUAAGAUGAACACGUUGAGCAGUAACCGGGCAAACAUGCUGAAAGAGGUGCAGCUCAUGAAUAGACUCUCCCACCCCAACAUCCUUAGGUUCAUGGGCGUGUGUGUACAUCAAGGACAGUUGCAUGCACUUACAGAGUAUAUCAACUCCGGAAACCUGGAACAGUUGCUGGACAGUAACCUGCAUUUGCCCUGGACUGUGAGGGUGAAACUGGCUUAUGAUAUAGCAGUGGGCCUCAGCUACCUUCACUUCAAAGGCAUUUUCCAUCGGGACCUCACAUCUAAGAACUGCCUGAUAAAGAGGGAUGAGAGUGGUUACUCGGCAGUGGUAGCUGACUUCGGCCUGGCUGAGAAGAUCCCUGAUGGCAGCAUGGGGAGUGAGAAGCUGGCGGUGGUGGGCUCCCCCUUCUGGAUGGCGCCGGAGGUGCUCCGAGAUGAGCCCUACAACGAGAAGGCGGACGUGUUCUCCUACGGUAUCAUCCUUUGUGAGAUCAUCGCCCGCAUCCAGGCUGACCCCGACUAUCUUCCUCGAACAGAGAACUUCGGGCUGGACUACGAUGCUUUCCAGCACAUGGUGGGAGACUGUCCCCCGGACUUUCUGCAGCUCACCUUCAACUGCUGUAAUAUGGACCCCAAACUUCGCCCUUCCUUUGCGGAAAUUGGGAAGACGUUGGAGGAAAUUCUGAGCCGCCUACAGGAGGAAGAGUUGGAAAGGGACAGGAAGCUGCAACCCGCAGCCAAGGGACUCUUGGAGAAAGGACCUGGGCUGAAGCGACUGAGCUUACAGGACAACAAGAUCCCUCCUAAGUCCCCACGCCCACGGCGUACCAUCUGGCUGUCUCGAAGCCAGUCAGACAUCUUCUCCAGCAAGCCCCCACGUACAGUGAAUGUCUUGGACCCCUACUACCAGCCACAACGAGGCGGUGCUGCCCGUGCCCCCAAAAUCAACCCUUUCAGUGCUCGCCAGGACCUCAAAGGUGGCAAGAUCAAAUUCUUCGACCUGCCCAGCAAAUCUGUCAUCUCCCUGGUGUUUGACCUGGAUGCGCCAGGGCCUGGAAGCACGCCUGUGGCCGAGUGGCAGGAGCCCCUGGCUCCACCGGCUCGCCGGUGGCGUUCUUUGCCUGGUUCGCCAGAGUUCUUGCAUCAGGAGGCUUGUCCGUUUGUGGGCCGAGAAGAAUCACUAUCUGACGGGCCCCCCCCGCGCCUCAGUAGUCACAAGUACAGAGUAAGAGAGAUCCCACCAUUCCGAGCACCUGCCCUACCAGCUGCUCCAGCCCACGAGGCCAUGGAUUGCUCCGGACCCCAGGAAGAAAAUGGCUUUGGCCCCAGGCCCCCGGGGCCCGGUCUAUGUCUUGCAGGUGCCCUUGAGGAGAUGGAGGUAGAAGAAAGGCCAAGAGACUUGGCCGUCUCUGGCACAGGCCUGAAAACCCAGGGAGAGCAGGAUGGGUGAGAGGGGGUUAAUCCCCAGCUCACCUUGGGGCUGGACCUUCAGCCGAAGCCACAGGGCCCCCUUGGUGCACAGCCUUGACUCUUCCCUGGGGCCCACAGAGCAGGCAGGCUAAGCCAAGCCAGGCUCAACUUCGGGGCUCCCGGUGCCCGUGGCUGUGUAUGAGAGGUGAGGCCGCAGCGAGAGGCCUUCCUAGUUAACUAGGGCCAACAGCUGACACCAAGCCUCUGCAAUCCAGCAAGGAGCUCUGGCCCCCACCUGAUUCCCCCGUGCACGUCCCCAGACGGACCAGAGGACUCCUAGUUCUAGUGUGAGCUGGCAGGCAGCUACCACCCCAGGUUCUUCUCCUACCCCAGGUCUGCCUCUUGCGCUUUCCGGGGGCAUAUAAGCUAGUGGCUGGCAUCUGGAGCUGACCAGGAGGCCACCAAGGGCAUGGCGAUUUCUCAGACCUGAAGCCUGGGGUGCCUCUUGCCAGGAUGUCUAAGACACUUGAAUAAUUGCUGUUUGCACUUACUGCGCGGUCAGGCCACGUCACUACAUCUCUAUGCAAGGGGAGGGCGAGGCGGAGUGGUGGUCGUGGCUCUCAGCUAACUAUUCAAAGAUCUUUUCCAGUUGAUGAAUCUAUUUUCAUAUUUAUGAAGGAGUCUUAAUGUCCUGCCCUGUAAGACUUUCAGCCUUGUGGCUGGGAGUGGGGCUGGUCUUGUAGGCCCGAGGGCCUGCUCUGUGUAUUUGUCAACACGUCACAUGCCCGGUUGGUUAAAUGGUUUAUACGUGGACUGAGGUCUUCCCUUUCUGCUACGGGAACAGUCUGUCCUUCUAGAGCCACAAUAAGAAAUAACCAAAGAUGAAGCUGGUCAAAUAUUUUCAUAUCUUGUUUCUGUUGAUUUUUUUUUUCUUUUUUGUAAAACUUUCCCAAGACACUUUGAGAUUUAAAAAUAAAUAAAGUCGGUGUUACAGGUGCUGGUCA
Messenger RNA from Sus scrofa (pig), 3785 nucleotides. RefSeq names its product testis associated actin remodelling kinase 2 (gene TESK2). Gene Ontology annotation, cellular component: cytoplasm; nucleus. Gene Ontology annotation, biological process: protein phosphorylation; actin cytoskeleton organization. NCBI's taxonomy places the organism in Eukaryota, Metazoa, Chordata, Mammalia, Artiodactyla, Suidae. The record is from RefSeq and is a predicted model, not a curated record. Gene Ontology annotation, molecular function: protein serine/threonine kinase activity; ATP binding.